AUGUCCGGAUCCGGAUCCUUCCGCCGCCUACUUCGCCGCUCCCCCCGCAGCCCGACCAACAACAGCCCACGGUCUCCACCUCUCGACCCCACCGAAGCCGACCUCGAGCGCCUCGCCGCCCGCAAUGAAUCCCUUGCCGCCCGUCAAGCCGCCGCCAUCGCCGAGACCCACCAGCAGCAGCAAAACGAGAUGCUGGAAGAAUCAUACCACUCGCGCCUGCGAGUCCACGAAGACAGCGACCCCCCGUCUGACACCCCCAUGGAGAACCCGUGCCCGCUCUGUGAGCAGCGAUCUGCGAAUGUGAAGUUCGUGCUGUGCGGGCACCGGGUGUGCAAGACGUGCGCGAAGAGGGAGUAUUGGGCGGGGAUGCAGAGGCUCAGAUGUCCCUUCUGCAGGGUCAAUAUCUUGAACCUGAUGGAUGUGACGAACGGUGCGGUAGAGGGGUUGCAGAGUUGGAUGUUCCAUAAUAGCUCGACUUACCGUGCAAGAGGUGGGCGUCCCGGGUAG
This is a messenger RNA of Morchella importuna, 507 nucleotides long. RefSeq lists its product as uncharacterized. The transcript has a single exon. Bases 1 to 507 code for a protein of 168 amino acids. The record is from RefSeq and is a predicted model, not a curated record. Lineage: Eukaryota; Fungi; Ascomycota; Pezizomycetes; Pezizales; Morchellaceae.